Chiloscyllium plagiosum (whitespotted bambooshark) is the source of this 1313-nucleotide messenger RNA. Its product is annotated as V-set domain-containing T-cell activation inhibitor 1-like. Gene Ontology annotation, biological process: regulation of cytokine production; T cell receptor signaling pathway. Gene Ontology annotation, cellular component: external side of plasma membrane. Lineage: Eukaryota; Metazoa; Chordata; Chondrichthyes; Orectolobiformes; Hemiscylliidae. Gene Ontology annotation, molecular function: signaling receptor binding. The record is from RefSeq and is a predicted model, not a curated record.
AGAAAGUGGGAGAGAGAGGGAGAAGUCGUUCCCGCGGGAUGCGCGUUCCCAGCCCAGCGGCAGCGCGAGCGCAAGAGAUCGGCUUCCAGAAUGAGUCGUCUCUUUGUUUUACUCGUUGCUUUAAUCAUAAAGCUGGCAGCUGCUCAGGGCUUUUCAGAUGGUGGUUUGAAGAUUAAAUGUGUGGAGAAUCAAAUCACUGUCAAAUUUGGAGAAGACCUUGUUAUCCCCUGCUGCCUUCAUUUUGUGAAUGAACCCAGUGCCAUUGCUUUCACUUGGAUGAAGAUGGAAACUAUGGGAAUUAUCUACAAUUACACAAUGAGCCACAGCAGCCUGGAGGAGCAAGAACCCAGCUACCAAGACAGAGUUGAUGUCUUUGGCAACGAGAUUCCGAAAGGGAAUGUGUCCCUGAGAUUGAGGAAUGUGACAAUCUCUGACUCUGGUACCUACAAGCUCUCAGUUGCUACCCAAUCCCAAAGUACUGAGACGAUGGUUGCCGUGGGAGUAAGAGCUGUAGGUGCACAGCCGGUCAUCCACUCAUAUAUUUCUGAUCAGGGCUACUCCAAACUGGUGUGCGAGUCAUCCGGAUGGUUCCCAGCGCCGACUGUGAUCUGGGAGAAUGGCCUGGGGGUACAGCUCACACAGUACGCGCACACAGAGACAAUCAAUGGCACCGGUGGGAUCCUCCACAUGAGGAGCACGAUUGGACUAGACCAUGGGCCGAUCAGCAAUUACACCUGCACCAUGAUUGACCAGCACCUGAAUGAGGCCGUCUCGUUUGUGUUUGUUGUUCUGAUUGCAGGAUCGCCUUGGAAUAUCGUGGUUGGCACGGCUGGGACCAUUGUUUUCUCUGUGAUUUUGGCUGUUUCUGUUUACUGGAGUUGGUAGCAGGAUAGAAAAGCAGCAUAGGGUUUCCCUUGUGUGACUGUCACUGAAGACCUGUUGGUUUAAAGGACAUACCUGGUAUGAACACAAGAUGAGCUGCCCUGGGUGGAAGGAAAUUAUUUCUGCCCUGUACAUAAGAACAUGUUCUGUUUCUUCCUGGAAGACACCAGAGCCAACAGAGCUUCAGCAGACUCUACUUCCUGAGUGCAGUUCUUCUGCAAAAUUAGUGCCUUUUUAAAGAAAAUAAGUUUUUAUUUUUGCACUUUACAGUGUGGCCUCAGCACUGUGUGUGUAUGUGUGUCUAAAAUUUUAACACGAACAAUGCUUACCACAGUGAUAUUGACAAACCUAACCCACUUAUAAUCAGGAAUUCUGCAACUUGGAAUGAUGUGAUUUGUACUACUUGGUCAAUAUCUGCUUUCUCUUGAUCA